Nasonia vitripennis (jewel wasp) is the source of this 2055-nucleotide messenger RNA. RefSeq names its product retinoblastoma-binding protein 5 homolog (gene Rbbp5). The transcript has 7 exons. Lineage: Eukaryota; Metazoa; Arthropoda; Insecta; Hymenoptera; Pteromalidae. Bases 507 to 1904 code for a protein of 465 amino acids. Gene Ontology annotation, molecular function: protein binding. The record is from RefSeq and is a predicted model, not a curated record. Gene Ontology annotation, cellular component: Set1C/COMPASS complex.
UUUCCUACUUUAGAAGUUAGAAAUGUAAUUUCCCGCAAAAUUUGCAGUCGCCCAUGUGAGACGUCACAUUACCGUCACGUGACGCAAUCUGCAUAAAAGAACAUCUGAUGUAAAUAUUUCAAGUUUGGCACAUAUAAUGAGCGUUAUAGAGCGUAAAAUAAAAGCAGUUUAAUUUAAUUGAACCGAUUUAACUGCAAUAUUAUUAUUUUUUCAAUUAAGAGAGCCUUAUACCACGUUUGAUUGUAAUUUACAUAACCUAAGACAGUAUAUAAGUAUUAUAUUUUACCUAUUAUAAUAAAUAUCACAAAAACAGGCUAAAAUUUUUACCAAGUUACAAGGGUUGUAUUAUUUAUUGUUUCAUUCAGUAUUAUUAAUUUUUUCACGUAAACCAUAUUUCUUGAUGUUUAUACCAAGUUAAAUAUCAUUGAGAUUUUUCUGAAGCAAUGUUUACAAAAUAGGUUAUUUUAAUGCUUUUAUUACUUGGUGGGUGAUAAUAAAAAUAAACAAUGAAUUUAGAACUUUUAGAAUCUUUUGGGCAAAACUAUCCCGAGGAUAAUGAUGGAACAUUAGAUUGUAUCUCUCUUGCUGUAACAUGUACAUUUAACAAGAGAGGUACUUUACUGGCUGUUGGUUGUAAUGAUGGAAGAAUUGUGAUUUGGGAUUUUUUAACAAGAGGCAUUGCAAAAAUUAUCAGUGCUCAUGUUCAUCCUGUAUGCUCAUUGAGUUGGUCUAGAAACGGUCACAAGUUGCUUAGCGCUUCAACUGAUAAUAAUGUGUGUAUAUGGGAUGUAUUGACUGGCGAAUGCGAACAAAAAUAUAGAUUUCCAUCUCCUAUUUUAAAAGUACAAUUUCAUCCAAGAAAUUGGACUAAAUUUUUGGUAUGUCCAAUGAGGCAUGCAGCUGUUAUGGUAGAUAUCCAAGGCACCCAUCAAGUUAUACCACUUGACCAAGAUAGUGAUUUGAACAUUGUUGCUUCGUUCAACAGACGUGGUGAUUACAUCUUUACAGGAAAUGGUAGAGGAAGAAUUCUAGUUUUGGAUGUAGAAUCGUGUACAGUUAAAGCAUCUUUCAAAAUAUCACAAGGAACUGCUAGUAAUACAGCUGUCAAGAGUAUCGAAUUUGCACGCCGUGGUUCAUGCUUCUUAGUAAAUACUGCUGACCGAGUUAUUCGAGUGUAUGAUAGUGCUGAAGUAUUAGCUUGUGGACAAGAUGGACAACCUGAACCCAUACAAAAGCUGCAAGAUCUUGUCAAUAAAACAACAUGGAAAAAAUGCUGUUUUUCUGGAGAUGGAGAAUAUGUUUGUGCUGGAUCUGCUAGACAGCAUGCUUUAUAUAUAUGGGAAAAAAGUGUAGGAAAUUUGCAAAAAAUUUUGCAUGGUACAAAGGGAGAACUAUUACUUGAUGUUGUGUGGCAUCCAGUUAGACCUAUUAUUGCUUCAAUAUCAUCUGGAGUAGUUUCAAUAUGGGCACAAAAUCAAGUAGAAAAUUGGUCAGCUUUUGCACCAGAUUUCAAAGAACUUGAUGAAAAUGUUGAAUAUGAAGAACGUGAAAGUGAAUUUGAUAUUAGUGAUGAAGAUAAAUCAGUUGUGCAAGGUGAGGAAGCUCAAGAUGAAGAAGUAGAAGUAGAUGUGGCAGCUAUUGAUAGAGUUGCAGCUUUCUGCAGUUCAGAUGAAGAAACUGAAGAUCCAGAAUCUUUACAGUUCAUACCUAUAUCGCCUGAAGUUGAAGAUGAUCAAGAAACUCAACCUGUAUCUCAUGAAAUACCUACGAAAAAACACAGAUUUCAUGAUAUUGAUUUGAAAGGAGCGCCAACUGACGUAACUCAUCCAUUGUUUAAUAAAGGAAAGGAUAAACCAGCUGCUAAAAAAGGAAGACCAAGAUUAGAACAUAGAAAAGGAAAAUAGGAUUAAAAUGUUUGCACCAUUGAAUGAAUAAAUUAACUGGUUUAGUUUAAAUCAAAUUUUAAGACUGACAUUUUUCUCUGUAUGAAAAAUGUAUACAUGAAAAAUAAAUUUUUAAAUUUAUAUCAAAUAUCUCAAUAAAAAAUGUUAUUUA